Messenger RNA from Rhodotorula graminis WP1, 2462 nucleotides. RefSeq lists its product as uncharacterized. Gene Ontology annotation, cellular component: nucleus. NCBI's taxonomy places the organism in Eukaryota, Fungi, Basidiomycota, Microbotryomycetes, Sporidiobolales, Sporidiobolaceae. The coding region runs from base 42 to 2393 and encodes 783 amino acids. Gene Ontology annotation, biological process: regulation of DNA-templated transcription. The transcript is spliced from 9 exons. Gene Ontology annotation, molecular function: transcription cis-regulatory region binding; zinc ion binding; DNA-binding transcription factor activity, RNA polymerase II-specific. The record is from RefSeq and is a predicted model, not a curated record.
CGUCUCGGCUCGAGGUCCGCUGCAACGGCUUGCACGCGGUCAUGAGCGACAACGAGUCUGCGGCUGGUUCGUCGCGGCAGAAGGACGUCCAGAACGAGGCCUGCACGGCGUGUCGGCUCGUCAAGCGGAGGUGCCUCAACGAGGGCAAGGGCUCGAUCUGCACGCGCUGUGCCAAGCAGGGGCUCGACUGCCAGUACCUGCAGCAGAAACGCGGCCGCAAGCCGGGCAGCGGCGCGCCCAGGAAACGCCGCGCGGGCGAGGGCGACAGCGAGCCUGUCGGAGCUGCUGACCGCUCAGCAAGUUCGGCUGUCGAGACGCCGUCCGGCGCCAACGACUGGCUCCUCGCCGACCUCCUGCGCACCCAGGCCGAGGGUCCGGUACCGACGACGGCCGCCUUCUCGUCCACGCCGCAACGCGUUGCCGCGUCCGCCGCACCGCCGUUCCCGCAUCCUUCCGCCUACGUCAGCACCGGCAUGAGCGCGUUCGCCGCCCUCCCGCACCACUCGGCGCCGCAGCACCACCCGACAGGGCCGAGCCCGGCCGCGAGCCACAACUCGGCGCACUCGGUCCCUCCUGUACCAGCGGCGUCGAGCCCGUGCGGCGCGCCGGCGACCGGCGGCUUCUCGCUCAGCAAGCUCCUCAAGGAGAACCAGCCCACCAACGGCGACGCCGACGAGCCGAGGCAUUCGCUCGCCGACGCGUUCGCGCCUCGUUCGGCUCAUGCGCCCGCCAAGAAGCCCGAGCGCAAGUUUGUCGACAUCGUCGAGGCCGGCGUCCUCCCUGCGGCCCAAGUGCCUGCCCUGUUCCAGUUCUACUUCGACCACCUCAACCCGAUGACGUCGCUCCUCGACCCUGCGCUCCACACGGUCGACUUCUGCCGGUCGCGGUCGCCGUUCCUGUUCACGGCCAUCCUCACCGUCGCGUCCAAAGUCGCGCACCCGGCCCUGUACCCGUCGACGCUCCAGUACGCCAAGACGCUCCUCGGCCAAGCCUUCGAGGCCGGCACCAACAGCCUCGAGCUCGUCCAAGCUCUCGCGACGCUCGUCUUCUGGCAGGACCCUGAGGACCCGAGCGGCGCGCGCAAGCUCGCGUACGCCAUCCGGUGCGCGUUCGAGCUCAACAUCCACAAGCGCGGCAAGCGGCCCUUGCCCGAGGACGAGAUGCAGCUCAGGAGGGCGCUCAACCCGGAGCGAACCUGGUUCUACCUCACGAUCGCCGACCACCGCUUCUCGACGCAACGUGGCCUGCCCAAGAUGAUCGACAACAGCUUCCGGUCGGACGCCAUCCCGUGGCUCCUCGAGCACGACUCGCAGCAGCUGUGCCCGCAAGAGACGGGCCUCGCGCCCCUCAUCGAGCUCGGCCGCAUCCUCGACACGUUCGCCGUCCUCAUCGCGCCCGAGGAAGGACUGCCGUCGCUCGAGCUGCUGCGGUGCCUCGAGCGAGACGUCGAGGCGUGGCGCAGCAACUGGUCCCUCGAGCGAGCGUCGCUCCCGCUCCAGCCCGCGCAGACGUCCCUCGUCCGCUUUUACGGCGCGGUCCUCCAGUUCCAGCUCCUCGAGCUCAACCUGCACAUCUCGAUCAAGCGCUCGAGCAGCCUCGACGCGUUCGACCCGCGCGCCGACGUCCGCGCGACGCCGCUCGUCGUCUUUGGCGGCUGCAUCAAGGCGGCGAUCCGGGUCCUCGACAUCAAGGAGCGCGAGCUACGCUUCAUGGUCUACUCGUUCGACUCGAUGUGGGUCGGCGCAGCGUCGGCGUCGAUCUGGCUCGCGCAGAACCUGAGCGGCAUGGAGCCGGCCGACAAGGCGGCGUCGCUCUCGGCGCUCAACCGCCUCCAGAACGCGUGCGCCGAGGUGUCGAACGGCCCGCAGAGCAUGGCGGCCUACACGUCGAGGCUCCUCUUGCACCUGCUGCAGAAGGUGCAGGACGGCGAGGCGGCGGCGGCGGCAGCGGCGGCAGCAGCGUCGACGGCGACGUCGAGCGACGGGCAGGCGAGCGCGCCGCCUCCAGGAGGGCUCGGCGCGGACCCGAACUCGGUCGGCUCGUCGACGCAAGCCCCGUCGUACGUCAAGGCGAGCCUGAGCGCCCCGUCUUGGUCGGUCGACCCGUCGGCGAGCGCGUCGGCCGGCAUCGGCGUCUUCAACAGUGGCGGCGGCGGCGGGGUGUACGGCACGUCCGCAGGUGCGACGCCCCGCCGCGAGGUGUCGCAGCCCAUGUGGGCGGCGCAGGCGCUCGAGCCGAGCGGGUCCGAGACGCCGGCGCAGGGAGGCUUUGACUUCCUCGGCGCCAUGAUGCCGCCCAUGCAGAACCUGGUUGAGGACUUGCCCUUUCCUGCGGCCGACGACGCGCUCUGGCAAUCUCUCUUUCCCUUGUCGUUUGAUUUCGAGUCGACCUGAGCCGCCCUCCCCUCGUUCGUUCCCGCCUUUGUCGUCGCCGCUUGCAAUGUUGCCAUCUUUGUCUCUCGC